This is a messenger RNA of Meyerozyma guilliermondii ATCC 6260, 3501 nucleotides long. RefSeq names its product DNA-directed RNA polymerase I core subunit (gene RPA135). NCBI's taxonomy places the organism in Eukaryota, Fungi, Ascomycota, Pichiomycetes, Serinales, Debaryomycetaceae. The record is from RefSeq and is a predicted model, not a curated record. Gene Ontology annotation, biological process: DNA-templated transcription. Gene Ontology annotation, cellular component: nucleus; RNA polymerase I complex. The transcript has a single exon. Gene Ontology annotation, molecular function: DNA-directed RNA polymerase activity; ribonucleoside binding; DNA binding. The coding region runs from base 1 to 3501 and encodes 1166 amino acids.
AUGGGGGCCCAGUUCAGAACCUUAGAACGAGAAAGCAGGUUCAGAAAUCCGCCCAAGGAUAAAUCUGCGUACCCGCUAUUAGCCGAUGCGGUAUCGCCUCAUAUAGGCUCAUUUAACGCCUUGACUGAAGGACCUGGCGGUGGCUUGCUCAACUUGGGAGUUCAAGAUAUUGGCACCAAGACUAUUUUCGACUCCAAUGACACCGACAGAUUGGGUAACAAGCUCAGUAUUAGGGUGGAGUCGGUUCAAUUGACGAAGCCAGCUGUUCCAGCAAACGAUAAAUUGUCGAUGAACAGAAGAACAUACCCAUCGGAAUGUAGAGAAAGGAUGACCAGUUACAGAUCUAGAUUAAUGUUGAAGGUCACAUGGUCCGUCAACGAUGGCGAGGAGGUUUCCGAAGUUCGUGAGGCCGGUCAGAUUCCUAUAAUGUUAAAAUCAAAUCGAUGUCAUUUGGAAAAGUUAUCUCCUGAUGAGUUGGUGAAACAAAAAGAAGAGUCCGAUGAAUUGGGAGGUUAUUUCAUUGUCAAUGGUAUUGAGAAGUUGAUUCGGAUGUUGAUUGUGCAACGUCGUAACCACCCUAUGGCGAUCAUCCGUCCUUCGUUCGGAAAUAGAGGUGCAUCAUAUACCAAGUUUGGUAUUCAAAUCAGAUGUGUUCGUCCCGACCAAACUUCACAAACUAAUGUUUUACACUACUUGAACGACGGUAAUGUCACGUUUAGAUUUUCAUGGAGAAAGAACGAGUACUUGGUUCCUGUCAUGAUGAUAAUGAAGGCAUUAGUUGAAACAAGCGACCGUGAAAUUUUCGAUGGUAUAGUCGGUGCCGACACCUCCAACUCGUUCUUGACCGAUCGUUUAGAAUUGUUGUUGAGAAGCUACAAAAAGUACAAUUUGUACUCGAAACAAGAAACCUUGGCUUACUUGGGUGACAAGUUCAGAGUGGUAUUCGGUGCUACACCAGACGUUUCUGACAUCGAGGUGGGUCAAGAGGUUCUCAAAAGAAUUGUAUUGGUCCACCUUGAGGACCCCAAGGACAAAUUCCGCAUGCUUCUCUUCAUGAUAAGAAAGCUCUAUACCUUGGUUGCCGGCGAUUGUAGUCCAGACAAUCCCGAUGCCACUCAGCAUCAAGAGGUAUUGCUCGGAGGAUUCUUGUAUGGUAUGAUCAUCAAGGAAAAAAUCGAAGAGUAUUUACAAAGCAUCAGACUCCAAAUUCUGUCCGAUAUAAACAGAGGUGUUGCUGUCAACUUUAAUGAUAGGCGGUACAUGUCGAGAGUGUUUUUGAGAAUCAACGAGAACAUUGGUCAAAAGUUGCAGUAUUUCUUAUCGACUGGUAAUUUAGUUUCUCAAUCGGGUCUUGAUUUACAACAAGUUUCUGGAUACACUGUGGUGGCAGAGAAGAUCAAUUUCCACAGAUUCAUUUCGCAUUUCCGAAUGGUCCAUAGAGGUUCUUUCUUUGCCGAAUUGAAGACCACCACUGUGAGAAAAUUGCUUCCUGAAUCGUGGGGUUUCUUGUGCCCCGUCCAUACCCCAGAUGGAUCUCCUUGUGGUUUGUUGAACCAUUUGGCUCAUAAGUGUAAAAUUGCUACUGAAGCUUCAGACGUUUCAACUGUACCCGCUGCUUUGGCCCAGUUGGGUGUGUCUCCUGCCCAUGCUUUUGCAGCUGGACCAAACUUGUGCUGUAUUCAAUUGGAUGGAAAAGUGGUUGGAUGGGUUACUCACGAGCAUGGUAAGAUUGUUGCUGACACCUUAAGAUUCUGGAAAGUUGAAGGCACUCACGGCUUGCCUUUGGACUUGGAAAUCGGUUAUGUUCCUCCUUCUAAUCAAGGUCAAUACCCAGGUCUUUACAUUUUUGGAGGGCAUUCCAGAAUGAUGAGACCCACGAAAUACUUACCAUUGGACAAGCAGGAUAUAGUUGGUCCAUUUGAACAAGUUUACAUGGACAUUGCUGUCACCCCUCCAGAAAUAGAGAACAAUGUCCAUACCCAUGUGGAAUUUUCUCCUACAAAUGUGUUAUCAAUUUUGGCCAAUUUGACUCCAUUUUCAGACUUUAACCAGUCUCCAAGAAAUAUGUACCAAUGUCAAAUGGGUAAGCAAACUAUGGGUACUCCUGGUGUGGCCCUUGCACACAGAUCAGACAACAAGUUGUACCGUCUUCAAACCGGACAGACACCUAUUGUCAAGGCAAACUUAUAUGACGAUUAUGGAAUGGAUAACUUUCCAAACGGUACUAAUGCCGUUGUCGCGGUUAUCUCUUACACUGGUUAUGAUAUGGACGAUGCUAUGAUUAUCAAUAAGUCUGCAGACGAGAGAGGGUUUGGAUAUGGUACAGUGUACAAGGUUGAGAAGGUGGAUCUUUCGCAAUCAAGAAGAAGAGGAGAUCCUAUAACUCAGCAUUUUGGAUUUGGUGAAGACUCAUGGCCAGAAUCCUGGAAAGAAAAGUUGGAUAGCGACGGGUUGCCAAUUAUUGGUGUCAAGGUGGAGGAAGGUGACCCAAUUGUAGCAUACUUUGACGAUACUUUGGGCAAGACCAAAGUUAAAACAUACCAUUCCAGUGAACCAGCUUAUAUCGAAGAGGUCAAAUUAUUGGGUGAUGAUUCAGGAAACCAAGAAGGUCAGCAGAUUACUAUCAAGUAUAGAGUUACCAGACAGCCAUUAAUUGGUGAUAAGUUUUCUUCCAGACACGGACAGAAGGGUGUUUGUUCAAGAAAAUGGCCUCAAGUCGAUAUGCCAUUCUCAGAAUCGGGUAUUCAACCUGAUGUUAUCAUCAACCCCCAUGCUUUCCCUUCACGUAUGACAAUUGGAAUGUUUGUUGAAUCUUUGGCAGGAAAGGCUGGUGCUCUUCAUGGAAUUGCACAGGAUUCUACCCCAUGGAUUUUCAGUGAAGACGAUACCCCAGCCGACUACUUUGGUGAGCAAUUAAGACAGGCAGGUUACAACUAUCAUGGAAAUGAACCCAUGUACUCUGGAGCCACUGGUGAAGAACUUCGUGCCGAUAUAUAUAUUGGCUGUGUCUACUACCAAAGAUUGAGACAUAUGGUGAACGAUAAGUUCCAAGUCCGUUCCACUGGACCUGUCAACUCUUUGACAAUGCAACCUGUCAAGGGAAGAAAGAGAUCGGGAGGUAUUCGUGUGGGAGAGAUGGAAAGAGAUGCAUUGAUUGGCCAUGGUACAUCGUUCUUACUUCAGGACAGAUUGCUCAAUUGUUCUGACUACACACAAACCUCCAUCUGUCGUUCAUGUGGCUCACUUUUGAACACACAAACAUCAGUUCCAAGAGUGGGUUCCGUUGCCAGCGUCAGAUGUCGUAGGUGUUCAUCCAAAUUUGAAGCUCACGGCAAGAACGAUAAUGUCAAUGAUUCCGAAAUAUGGGAGGACGGACAAGGUAAGAAGUUUGUUGGUGGAGAUAACACCACCACCGUUGCAAUUCCAUUCGUCUUGAAGUACUUGGACUCGGAGUUGGCAGCUAUGGGUAUCAAGAUGAGAUUUAAUGUCCACCCCAACUAG